Puntigrus tetrazona (Sumatra barb) is the source of this 1799-nucleotide messenger RNA. RefSeq names its product eukaryotic translation initiation factor 2 subunit 2-like. The transcript has 9 exons. The record is from RefSeq and is a predicted model, not a curated record. The coding region runs from base 146 to 1129 and encodes 327 amino acids. Gene Ontology annotation, cellular component: eukaryotic translation initiation factor 2 complex. Lineage: Eukaryota; Metazoa; Chordata; Actinopteri; Cypriniformes; Cyprinidae. Gene Ontology annotation, biological process: formation of translation preinitiation complex; formation of cytoplasmic translation initiation complex; translational initiation. Gene Ontology annotation, molecular function: translation initiation factor activity; translation initiation factor binding; mRNA binding.
CGUGAUGUAAUCACGUGUCACCGGAAGUGCGCGUGCGCGCUAAGCUCGCCCUGUGCUGAUGCAAGACGGUGGAUGUGAACGGUAGCGUGAACCGUGUCAGCGAUAUCUAACAGCACGAGAAACAGCAACGUCCGAUUCAGUCAUCAUGUCAGAGGACGAGAUUUUAUUCGACCCCUCCACAACAAAGAAGAAGAAGAAGAAGAAGAAGCCCUUUAUGCUCGACGAGGAUGGAGAUGCCGAGGAGACUCAACAGACUGAACUGAAAGAAGCCGAGCCCGAAGCAGCAGAGGAGCGAGAGCUGGAUCCUGAAGAUGAUGAAGUCAAGAAAAAGGAGCCUUCGGAUGAUUUAGACGAUCUGAACUUCUUCAACCAGAAGAAGAAGAAGAAGAAACAGAAGAAGGUGUUUGAAAACGACAUCGAGGAGGGAAUGAAGGAGCUGAAAAUCGAGGGAGAGCAGCAGGAAAUGGUGGAGGACGAUGAGUUUGAUCUGAUGCUUCCGACUAAAAAAAAGAAGUCAAAAAAAGUGGAAUUUGUUGAGGAGAGUGAUACAGUGGAAAAGGACGAUGUUGUCGAGGAUAAUAAAAGCACAGAUGGCAUCACAUUCAGUUCACAGUCGGGCCCAGCAUGGGCCGGUUCAGAGAGAGAUUACACCUACGAUGAGCUGCUGAGCCGGGUGUUUAACAUCAUGAGGGAGAAGAACCCUGAUAUGGUGGCAGGGGAGAAGAGGAAGUUUGUGAUGAAGCCUCCUCAGGUGGUCCGAGUUGGGACCAAGAAAACAUCUUUUGUCAACUUCACUGACAUCUGUAAACUCUUGCAUCGACAGCCCAAACAUCUUUUGGCCUUCCUGUUAGCCGAGUUGGGAACGAGUGGAUCCAUAGAUGGAAACAACCAGCUUGUUAUCAAGGGACGCUUUCAACAGAAACAAAUAGAAAAUGUCUUGAGAAGAUACAUAAAGGAAUAUGUGACUUGUCACACUUGCCGCUCACCCGAUACAAUUCUGCAGAAGGACACACGUCUCUACUUCCUGCAAUGUGAAACCUGUCACUCGCGCUGCUCUGUAGCCAGCAUCAAGACCGGCUUCCAGGCCGUCACCGGCAAGAGAGCCCAGCUUCGAGCCAAAGCCAACUAACACAAGCGUCCUGUCCCGGCCUCUUCCCCAGACUGAUGCUCUGCCCCUCUGGUUGACGACUGUCCUCGUUGCUCUCCUCUGAAGCGCAGGGACCCACGGCUCGGAGUGAACUGUGGAGGUUUUUUGAGCAUCAUCUCUAUUAAUAAAUCUGACUCUGAAGCUAGAAGGCUCGCAAACAGGCUGCCUCUGAUUUGCUUGUCUUUCUCCAGAAUUUUUUUUCCCCGUGCAUUUAGCAUACCUGAUAACCAGAGCAUAUGUCUAUUUGAUAUACUUUCAGAUCAGUAUUUGUUUUUCUGAAAAAAUACAGGGAUAUUAUUGGAUGGAAAAUGAAAAUAAUUUCGCAAAAUGAACCGCAGCCUUUUAUAUGGGACUUUGUUUUAUCGAAGGAAAACCGAAUCUCUUAGUCACUGACGGUCAAUGCACAGGAAUGCAAGGAUGGACUGGAUCCAAGCGAGUGUUUCGUGAUCCAGUGAAUCUCCUCCGAUCUCUAGAAAAUGAGAACAUGUAAUUACACAGAUUACAGAUUGCACUGAUUUCUUCGGUAGAAUAUUGGGCAGCAGAUGUUUGGGCAUGUUUGCAGUGCUUAGAUGGAACUGAAAGCUUUUUGUUGGCAUAUUUGAAAUUGGAUUUUUUUUUUUUUUUUUUUAAAUAAAAACAAUGACUAAAGGUU